AUGCUAUUACGACGACUUACACAAACCGCUACACUCAAUAACCGGCAAUAUCAAAAAGCGUAUCGCUAUACCGGAAUUCGAUCAUUCUUCUCGACCCAGAAGGUAUCAACCGAAGAUGGUGAAAAAGGAAGAAUGAACAUUAGAGUGAUUGAGGAUGUGCGUGGUAUUAUGCGUAAAGUACCUCAACCCGUUGUAGCAGUAACAACGUGCUCCCCUGAAGAUCCUACACAACGAAGAGGAAUUACUGUUUCAAGUUUUACGUCUAUAUGCCUUCAUCCGGAACCACUUGUUUCUUUCUGCGUUCGUACACCAUCGCGUGCAUCUGAACUACUUCAUUCGUCAGGAAAAAUGGUCGUAAAUGUUUUGAGCCAUGAACAAGUUCAACAAUCUAUAGCAUUUUCUUCGCCAGGCUCUGAUCAGUUCAAGGAUAUUCCGUUCUACGACGAUCCGAGCACUGGCUUACCAGUAUUGAUGGGAACAGUAGGAUCUAUGUAUUGUAAGACAUUCAAGGUUUUAAAACUAGGCGAUCAUGAGUUAUGGAUUACACAAGUGCUUAAAGUUGAUGAAGGAGUUGGUAGUACAGAGGGAAGAUGCGAAGAAGGGCAACCGCUGCUGUAUCAUGACCGACGAUACCGUAGCGUAGGAGAACAGGUGUUUAUGAAAGCUUUCGAAGAUUCGACACUCGAUACUUCCCAAUGGACUCAUAGAGCACAUGUACGCAUGGCAUGGAAUCAUUUGCGAGAGCUUGGGAUAAGAGAUGCAUCAACUGUUAUAAAGCGUACUAUUCGAACACAUUUUGAAAAGAACCCGAACAAGCUUAAAUAUCACGACACAAUCUCAUCUUUCUAUAUACACCUCGUUGAUCUCGCUAUUAGACAGGAUGAUCAUGAUAAUGAUGACUUCUUUGGAUUUAUAGAAAGAUUCCCUGUUCUUGUCGAUCGUACUAUUAUACAACAGUACUAUUCGUCUUCAUUGCUUGCUUCAGACAAAGCGCGCGAACAGUUUGUCCCUCCUGACCUCAAGCCAUUUCCUGCCCAACUUCCUUCGUCUAGUUAA
Molecule: messenger RNA, 1056 nt
Organism: Phycomyces blakesleeanus NRRL 1555(-)
Lineage: Eukaryota; Fungi; Mucoromycota; Mucoromycetes; Mucorales; Phycomycetaceae
Exons: 1
Coding region: 1-1056 (351 amino acids)
Molecular function (GO): riboflavin reductase (NADPH) activity; FMN binding
Source: RefSeq, a predicted model, not a curated record